Molecule: messenger RNA, 1353 nt
Organism: Angiostrongylus costaricensis
Lineage: Eukaryota; Metazoa; Nematoda; Chromadorea; Rhabditida; Metastrongylidae
Source: the annotation of a GenBank genome assembly
AUGGAUACUAAUUCGUGUGAACGAAGGGAAAUGCUUGGAAACAACUACAUUUCUGUCCUCAGCAAUCAAGUGACAGUCGAUGCUCUGAGGGCGUUCUGCCUCCAAGGAGGCUUGCGCACGUCCAAUCUCCGUUCUAUUGUCUGGAGGAACCCGUGGCAGCAGUACUUCGCGGAUCAUGACUUGCGUGAUCUCAUAUCAAAAGAUGUUGGAAGGACUUUCCCUGAACUUGAAUUUUUUCAACAAGAUCACGUCCGCCGAAUGAUGUGCGAUAUUCUUUUGAUUUAUGCUAAAGAAAAUCCUUUCGGAAUGCACGAGAUUCUUGCUCCACUCAUUUUUGUGCUCUUUUCCGAUCAGCAGUCUUUUUCACACUGUGAAGAAAGUGGAGGUUUAAAGAUGCUUUCGGCAGAUGAUUGUUCAAUUUUAUCACAUGUUUAUGAUCCAAAUUACUUGGAGAACGAUAGCUAUGCCAUGUUUUGUGAGAUCAUGCUCGAAUUGGCGAAGUGGUAUGAAGAUGGGUCACCAGCAGGCUCUACGUCAAAACCUUUUGAUGAGACAGGACCGUAUAUGCGGAUUCAAGAUGCAGUUCCAACAAGCGAGAUAAUGCGUGAGUUGUCCUCGAUCGGUCAGCGUCUACACGCCGUCGACCCAGUUUUGUCGGAUCAUCUACGUAAUUUUGAUAUUCCACCGCAGUUCCGAUGGCUACGACUGCUAUUUGGAAGAGAGUUCGCAAUACACGAUCUGCUCCAUGUAUGGGAUGUCAUCUUGUGUGAUCGACCAAUCUCAAGAAUGGUGGAAUGCGUAUACGUGGCUAUGCUCGUACAAAUUCGACAUCUUUUGCUACAGUCCGACUAUGGCGGUUGCUUGCAAUAUUUGAUGAGGUAUCCUCCAGUCAUGGAUGUCUCUGCUUUUAUUCAACAAGCUCUCCGUUUUAGAAAUCCCAAAAGAUAUUCAAGUCAAUCGGGAACCAAUCCUUUGGGGAAUUUUUCCCACCUUACUAUCACAGGUGGACACCAUCCAAAUCGUUCUCGUCAAGAAUUCUUAUCAUCGGGUAAAAUAGUCCAGGAUGAAGCUGAAAUGCUUCUGAUGGAGGAACAAGUUGCGUGUCUUCAAAUUAAACUAAACCAGAAGGAUAUCAUUUGUUCCGAGGCUGCACAAGGAAUUGAAUGGUGUGUUGGGCAGUUGCGCAAAGGUACUGAGCACACAGUGUCUGAACUUUGCGAGAAGCUCAUGGAAAUCAGAAGAAAUAUCACUACAGAUUACCCCAAUGGACAAUACAUGGCGAAUAUACCUCAACCACGUCAUAUACAACGAGAAAAUGAAAUGGUCGAUCUCAGAUUGCCACCAACGAGAUGA